AUGGCAUCUUCGUCCUCCAGUAGUGGCACCAUUUUGUCUAGCAUUGGCGUUGACGUUGGUGUCCUUUGCAGCUUCGGCUUUGUCCUCUUUCACUCAUUGCCAUUGCAAAAUCAAUGGAAAUGUAUAAUCGUCCUCUUAUUCAUUUGGAAACUGACACUAAAGCUAAUGCACAUAUUGUCUAUUUUGAAGACAUUUGUUGUUAAUAUGACUGAGAGUUUGCCUAAAGGGGAUCCCGGGAGUUUUGUGAUUCCUUGUACCAUUGGAGACACCACUAUGCAGAUGCCUUUGUGUGAUCUUGGAGCUAGCAUCAACCUUAUGCCAUUAUUAUUGAUAAGGAGGCUCCAAAUUGAUGAAGUAAAGCCUACCUUUAUCUGUCUCCAACUUGCUGACCGUUCUAUCAGGUACCCCUUUGGAGUGGUGGAGAAUCUACUUGUGAAAGUAGGGUCUUUUAUCUUCCCUGCUGACUUUGUGAUAUUGGAUAUAAAAGAGGACAAGAAUCCAUCCAUCAUCCUUGGAAGACCCUUCUUAGCCACAGGAAGAGCCCUUAUAGAUGUUCAGAAGGGUGAAGUAACUCUAAGGGUCAAUGAAGAGGAGAUUGUGCUAAAUGUUUUAGAGGCUUUGCGACAUCCUGAUGAUCCUGAAGGAUGUAUGAGAAUUGAUAUCGUUGAACCUCUAGUUGAAGAAGUGUUUGAAACUGACAAGCUUGAAGAUGCUCUAGAGUCCUCCCCUAAAGACACUUGGCUUGAAAUUGAUGGAUCAGCACAUCAAAGGGAGAAGCUUUGCACACCUAGUAGUGAGGAAGGACCUCCUAAGCUCGAUUUGAAGUCUUUGCCUCCAUCCUUGAAGUAUAUAUUCCUAGGUGACAAAGACACUUAUCCAGUAAUCAUAAUUCCUCCCUGA
Messenger RNA from Arachis duranensis, 900 nucleotides. RefSeq lists its product as uncharacterized. The transcript has 4 exons. Lineage: Eukaryota; Viridiplantae; Streptophyta; Magnoliopsida; Fabales; Fabaceae. The record is from RefSeq and is a predicted model, not a curated record. The coding region runs from base 1 to 900 and encodes 299 amino acids.